AUGGCACAGAAAUCCCAAAGCAAUAUUCUCAUAAUAGGUGCCGGAUCAUGGGGGUGUUCAAUCGCUCUCGAGCUCGCCCGGCGCGGCUACACUUCCAUCACUGUACUGGAUGGCAGCCCAUUCCCUUCGGCCAUCUCGGCUGGCAACGACCUGAACAAGAUUGCUGAGGAAGCAAACGAACCAUCUGAUUCUGACAGCGAUGAGGACUACUUCUGGAACCGCAUAACUCAACUUGCAAUGCACGCUUGGAAACACGACCCCGUUUUCUCAUCCUUCUACCAUGAUACUGGCUUCAUCAUGGCAGCUGUAGGCGACAAAGCAUACAAAGGUUGCGUGGAAUACGCAAAAGGAGAAAAGAUCGCACCACACGUGCUACAAGGCGAGCUUGCAGGAUGGAAGGGAUUUUGGAAGAAGAAGGGCGCAGGCUGGGUGUUUGCGAGUGGCGCUCUAAAGGCCAUGUACAACGAGGCACUAAGACUUGGUGUGAGCUUCAUAACAGGAACCACAGGAAAAGUCCAGGAAUUGCUCUACAACCCAAACAAGAGUCAUGUCACAGGAGUGAGGAUCGUAGAUGGUACCGAGCAUGUAGCAAAGCAGACCAUACUGGCAGCCGGCGCGAACAGCGACCUGCUUGUAGACUUUGAGCAGCAGCUCCGACCUACAGCCUGGACACUGGCACACAUACCUCUCUCCGGCGAGGAGGCAGAGCAUUACCGCAACCUACCCGUACUGUAUGGCGUAGAUCGAGGCUUCUUCAUCGAGCCAGAUGCCGAAAACCACGAGAUGAAGCUCUGCGACGAACACCCGGGCUAUAUAAACCCAAUUUAUGACAACGGAAAGAUGCGGUCCGUUCCGUUUGCCCGUCAUCAAAUUCCCAAGGACGCCGAAUCACGUAUGCGUCUUCUUCUUUCAGAGACGAUGCCACAAUUCUCCGAACGCGACUUCAGCUUCACACGUAUAUGUUGGGACGCAGACACAGUUGAUCGUAUGUUUCUCAUUGACAGGCAUCCCGUGAUAUCAAACUUGAUUGUUGCCGUCGGAGGCUCUGGAAACGGAUUCAUGGCGUCUCCUGCCAUCGGAUCACUGGUUGCCGAUGUGACUGAAAAUAAGGGAGAAGAGAGGCUGAGGAAGGCAAUGAGAUGGCGGCCAGACAUAAGCGUAGAAAGAGAUUGGUGGGAUACGCAGGGCAGGUACGGUGGUCGUGGCAGAGUGAUGGAUUUUCGAGAUGUGGAGGAGUGGACUCCAACAACGGCGUAA
This is a messenger RNA of Bipolaris oryzae ATCC 44560, 1257 nucleotides long. RefSeq lists its product as uncharacterized. Gene Ontology annotation, molecular function: sarcosine oxidase activity; saccharopine oxidase activity; flavin adenine dinucleotide binding. The transcript has 2 exons. NCBI's taxonomy places the organism in Eukaryota, Fungi, Ascomycota, Dothideomycetes, Pleosporales, Pleosporaceae. Bases 1 to 1257 code for a protein of 418 amino acids. The record is from RefSeq and is a predicted model, not a curated record.